GAAUCUGGGUCGCUUUAUAUUAAACUUUGCAUAUUGCAUUUUAUCCAAUUAUAGGUUGGGUAUUUCUCUUAAUUCGUCACAAGUCGCAGCUGCUGACUUAACUCAACGAGUGCGGCAUAAAUCCAAUUUAUGGAGAAGUACACAAAGUUCAAGGUUUUAAAAAUUUAGUGAUUUUAUGCAUGUCAGUUAAGAACGUGUGUAGAUACAUAAACCUCGAGUACCAUGAGUAAACUCCAUUCCUCAAUAUUAUUACAUAAAUUAUUUCGCAAAAAUGUGCAUAGUUUUAAGUAUUGCUAGCUGCAAGCUAUGUAUCAUUGUAUGCUAAUCAUAAUAUUCCUCCCAAUAGGCAAUUUUCGAAGGUACGUUUCUAGAAUUUCCGUAACGCUCCGGAUCUCUUGAGAAUGGUCAAAAUUUACGGAACAAAUUUGUAAAUUGUAGCAGGUAGUCUUCACUCUUUUCCAUAUGCAUUCUAAAUACAAUUGGUGACCACUCUCAAGAGAUAGGGAGCAGUACGGAAAUUCUGAAAAUGUAGCUGCACAAACUGCCUAAUAAAUGUAUCAUACUAUAUAAUGCAAUACUUAUGAAUGAAUAAACGUUUUUCACCAUGGUGUACGUUCUGCUCGUCGGUAUUACUGGGAUUCUGACGUACUUCAAAAUUCUGGAAAUACAAAUCCAAAAGAUUGAGAAUGAUUUUGAUCGAAGCGACUGUUUCCGGAUGUAUAAUUGUCUUCAACUGUUGGAGGAAACGUUCAACGCAUUUCUAAUGCGGAGGGUCGUCCCAGCUUUGAUGAUUUGCAGUCCUGGAAUACAAGUAAUCGCGCAAUACGUUUGUAUCAAUCAUAACAUUUCGAUGCCUGGAUUUCUAAUAUUUCCACUGAUGGGAUUGGAUGCGAGUAUCGCAAACAUUUUGAUCUACACUUUAGCCUCCAAGGUUUGGAGUGGAUCAGAAAAAAUACGUCAGUCAUUAAGAGACAACGUAAUUCCUUUCCAAAAAUCAAAAUCGUUGAGAAAGAGACAGAUUGCGUCCUUAUCAUUGCUCAAAAUCAAAUUCGGCUCCAACUACAUUGAUCGAGGGACAAGUUUAAAUAUACAGAACUUCUGCUUUAAUCAAACCAUGUCCUUGACUUUAAUCAAGGCGAGAAAAUCUACUGCAUAAGACAAGGCGCAUACAUUAUUAAAUGUUGCGUGCCGCCUUGGUUGGACACUAGUUUAAUAGUAAAGGUCAGGUUAUAUUUUAUUUGUGCUAUUUAUUGUCUAUUAUGGAAUUUGAUCAAACUGAUUUUGGUCUGCUUUUCGUUAAUUAAGUCGGGAAUUUAAUAUAUCAAUAAGAAUUAUGAAGGUAGUCAUUGCUUCACAGUUUUCAUAGAUAAUGUUAAAAUAGCGCAGCUGUGGAUUUAGAUGUAUGAAAUGGAAAUCUGUCAUAUUUAAUUAUACGUAAGGAUGAUGUAUGACGUGAAAUUUAGAAAAGGUGCAUGCACAUUAAAACUUAGCUCUUCAUCCUACCAGAUAGAUACCCAAAUAUUUAAACUCUAUUUGAACAUUAAUCUCAUUCAUUUACAAGAAUAACUUUUUACACAUAUUUGCAACAGCUGCAAAAAUUAGAUACAUUUUGAAAUAUAUUCAAAAUUUAGAAAAUAGUAAUAAAUAGGUGUUUCUCUUAAUAAAAGACACGUUCCGUAUCUCUUGAGAAUGGUGAAAAUUUUCCAAACGCGAGUGGAAAAUGCUUCAAAAUUACCGUUUCCAUGGUGCUAGUUUACCCUUAUUUUUUGAAACUCAAAUCAUAACUAUUUAAAAAAAGUUAAGGAAGGCUCUGUUAUAUAUUAUAUAAGAUUAUAGUAAUUAUAACUUUAUACGAAUCUGGAUUUUUGCGAGUUUAUAUUUUCUACCCAAAUCUCAGUUGAAAGGUCAAGAGUGAUGCCUGAUCCUCUCCUCGUACAGAUAUUCGCAUGAGACAGUCAUUAAAUUAUUAACUUGAGACGACCUGAAUUUUUCCAAGAAUUCCUUAAUCUGGACAUUUCUGUGGUAAUCGUGAGUAGUCAGCAACAAGUGUUGGUGAAUUUAUAAAAAUAUCGUCUUCCAAGUAAGUCGCUCGUUAAAUUGGUACAGCUCAUGCCAUAAAUAUAUUAAUAAUCGCCACUUUAAUCAUUUCAUUACCCAGAAAAGGAACAAACUUCCAUUCAUUUAAGAUUACUUGGAAAUUGAUGUUGCCUAAAUUGGUCUGCAUUAAAAGGGGGCGAUUCGCAGUAAAAUUUCGCAUAAAAUGAAUUGGAUCACAGUUUUCCUGUACGCUCUAAUUUUGACAGCCACGUUCAACUUUGAGGGAGUGGAUUCUGCCCCGGCUCGAGUGAGGAGGGCGACGGUAGAUCAAUUCAUCAAUGCUCACGUGAUUCACCCCAAUGAUUACGACAGGAUUAUGAAUCCUUACCCUGGACUCUCUUCCAACACUUUGAUGCAAAAUUACUUUGUAGGGAUGCAUCGUAACGACGCGAGGAGGGCGGAAACUCGCGCAACCCGGCCGUACUCUUCCCGAGCCAGGAACACUUUCAUUGUUUCGUCAGAUGCGGCGGUGAUGGAUUCUGUCAGGAACGGACAGGAUGCUGGAAGAAACAGGAUGGGACCAUUGCGACAGACGGAUCGAAACUUUAAUUUGUUUGAGGCCUAUCCCAACGGAGGCUUCACGACGCGUUAUCAAGGAAAUGUACCCUUCGUUACUGGCGUUAAUGGGAAUAAUUACCCGGUGCAUUUCGAACGUCCUGUACUUCCAAGUGAUCGAAGUCCGGGGGCUCGUCCUGGUGGAGGUGGGGCAGGUACUCGAAGGCGUGGGACAAAUCAUAACGUCGGCGAUCAUGCCGCAAAGUAAUUGUUCCUGCAAUCCUGGGAUCGAUUUACACAAAAGUUUUCUUAAUCUGAAUCAUUUUCUGGGACCUAAUUUAUAAUGUUAUACCAAAUUACUUUACAAAUUACAAAUCACUGAAUUUCGAGUCUAGAAUUGCAUAUUAUUAAUUUAAAUUACUUAUAUACAAUAGUUCAAAUUAAUAAAUACGAUUAAAAAUUA
Messenger RNA from Folsomia candida, 3055 nucleotides. RefSeq lists its product as uncharacterized. The transcript is spliced from 6 exons. NCBI's taxonomy places the organism in Eukaryota, Metazoa, Arthropoda, Collembola, Entomobryomorpha, Isotomidae. The record is from RefSeq and is a predicted model, not a curated record. Bases 2261 to 2860 code for a protein of 199 amino acids.